Messenger RNA from Camellia sinensis, 1263 nucleotides. NCBI's taxonomy places the organism in Eukaryota, Viridiplantae, Streptophyta, Magnoliopsida, Ericales, Theaceae. The record is from RefSeq and is a predicted model, not a curated record.
UGCUGUGCAUGAUACAAAAGGUUCAUCGAAGAGCUUUCCGAAGCAUGAGACACGGCAUGUUUCAGAGCAUAAGAAUGUUGCCAGAUGUGCAAGAUUUAGUCCUGAUGGAAGGUUUCUUGCAACAGGGAGUGCAGACACAUCAAUUAAGCUCUUUGAGAUAUCCAAAAUAAAGCAAAUGAUGCUGCCAGAUGCAAGGGAUGGUCCUGUGCGACCUGUCGUACGGACAUUUUAUGACCAUUUACAACCAAUAAACGAUUUGGAUUUUCAUCCUCAAAAUACUAUACUAAUAACUGGGGCCAAAGAUCACACAAUAAAGUUUUUCGACUUUUCAAAAACAGUAGCAAAAAGAGCAUUCCGAGUUAUCCAGGAUACUCACAAUGUGCGAUCUGUAUCUUUCCAUCCAUCUGGAGAUUUUGUUUUGGCAGGCACUGAUCAUCCUAUUGCACAUUUGUAUGAUGUCAAUACUUUUCAGUGUUACCUAACAGCAAAAGACCAAGAUAUUGGUGUUAAUGGAGUCAUAAAUCAGGUGAGGUAUUCAUCGACUGGUGGCAUGUAUGUGACAGCAUCUAAAGAUGGUGCUAUUCGGAUAUGGGAUGGGGUAACUGCCAAUUGCGUUCGUUCUAUAGUUGGUGCACAUGGUACAACAGAGGCCAUCAGUGCAAAUUUUACAAAGGAUCAAAGGUUUGUUCUCUCCUGUGGAAAGGAUUCUUCUGUGAAGCUCUGGGAAGUUGGCACUGGAAAAUUGGUCAAACAAUAUCAAGGAGCCACACAUACGCAGUUGCGAUGCCAGGCUGUAUUCAAUGAUACAGAAGAGUUCGUACUAUCCAUCGAUGAACCGAGCAAUGAGAUUAUCAUAUGGGAUGCACUAACAACAGAAAAAGUGGCGAGGUGGUCAUCCAACCACGUUGGCGCACCUCGUUGGAUCGAGCACUCACCAACAGAGUCAGCGUUUGUUUCGUGUGGGAACGACAGGUCAGUACGGUUCUGGAAGGAAAUGAUCUAGAUAUAUAUAUAUAUAUGGAUAUGGAAAGUUGGCAUCUCUGUUCAUAAGUUGCACAAUGUGGCACCAAAAUGUGUUUCUGGGUAGGAAGUAGUUUUGUAAAACUAAUAAACCAUGAGAGGAGAGAGACCAAACAAACAUUGGAAAAAUUUGGAGGUACAUUGAAGAUUUUGUAUUCUCUCCUAAUUAUUGUCAAAUUUAAUUAUAGUGAUUUUUUUUUUCACAUUAUCUAUAAUGAAUUUUGGAUGCUCUGAUUGAUUAAA